Hydractinia symbiolongicarpus is the source of this 3524-nucleotide messenger RNA. Its product is annotated as hypoxia up-regulated protein 1-like. Bases 392 to 3283 code for a protein of 963 amino acids. Gene Ontology annotation, cellular component: endoplasmic reticulum chaperone complex. The transcript has 28 exons. Lineage: Eukaryota; Metazoa; Cnidaria; Hydrozoa; Anthoathecata; Hydractiniidae. Gene Ontology annotation, biological process: endoplasmic reticulum unfolded protein response; cellular response to hypoxia; negative regulation of hypoxia-induced intrinsic apoptotic signaling pathway. Gene Ontology annotation, molecular function: ATP-dependent protein folding chaperone; ATP binding. The record is from RefSeq and is a predicted model, not a curated record.
CAAAAAAAUCUUGUGUUAUGUAGAGUAUUCUACUUUCAGUUUUAUUGUUCACCCAUUUAAACAAAACAUGGGAAUGUUAGUUAUCAUGAAAGUUUAAAUGUAGCAUAGUAAACUUUUUAUAAAAGUGUAAUCCUAAUUAACAGUAUACUAUAUACCAAUCUGAAAAGACUAUGUCAGGAGUUGCACAUGACAAUACACCAUAGUUAAUUAUGGUGUGAAGUAGAAUAUAUGCAAGAACUCUUACCACAUGCAAUGUUUUUUUCAAAAACUUCAGAACUUGAAAUCUUACCUCAACUUUUGUUAUUCUGUUUACCAUAGAAAUUGUUUGAAAAAACAUGUAUAUGUAUUAUGUUAAUUAUAUUUCAUUCAUAUAGUUAUAAAAUACAAUAAAAUGUUAAAGCUCAAGACAAUGUCAAUGUUUUCUCUUCUUUCAAUUUUUCUACUAUAUUUGCAAGAAACAGAUUCGAUUGCAGUGAUGUCAGUUGACAUUGGCAGUGAAUGGUUGAAAAUAGCCAUUGUAAAGCCUGGUGUCCCAAUGGAAAUAGCAUUAAAUAAGGAAUCGAGACGAAAAACGCCACUUGUUUUAUCUAUGAAAGAAAAAGAGAGAAAUUUUGGUGAUCCUGCUCUUGGCAUAGCUAUCAAACACCCAAAGAAUGCUUACAUAUAUCUGACACAUAUUCUGGGAAAGAAGUAUGAUAGCGAAGCUGUUCAAUUGUAUAAAAAAAGAUUUCCAUUUUACAAUUUGGUAAAAGAUAAAGAAAGGGGGACAGUGUUAUUUGAAGCUGAAAAUAAUCACAAAUAUUCUGUAGAAGAACUAUUAGCAAUGGUUCUAAAUAACACUCGACAUAUAGCUGAAAAUUUUGCUGAUCAUCCAAUGAAAGAUUCAGUUUUGACUGUGCCAGUAUACUUCAAUCAAGCGGAGAGAAAAGCAGUGCUGGAUGCUGCCAAUAUGACAGGAUUAAAUAUUUUACAACUGAUCAACGAUAACACAGCUGUUGCUUUGAAUUAUGGUAUCUUCCGAGCUUCAUCAUUUAAUUCAACAAUGAAACACAUUAUGUUUUUUGAUAUGGGAUCAAGCCAUACCACUGUUACCAUUGUGGGGUACAGCACUACAAAAGUUAAGGACAGAGGAUAUGUUGAAACUGUUCCACAACUUGUUGUCAAAGGUGUUGGAUUUGAUCCAGCAUUGGGUGGUUUAGAAAUGGACAUGCGUUUAAGAGACCAUUUAGUAAAAGCAUUCAAGGCUAAACACAAGUGUAAGAAUGACAUCACUAAAAAUCCUCGAGCCAUGGCUAAAUUGCUUAAAGAAGCUAGGAGAGUUCGACAAGUUUUAAGUGCUAACACUGAUCACAGAGCACAGGUUGAAAAUCUGUUCGAAGAACAUGACUUUGCCGUCCAUGUCACCAGAGCAGAGCUGGAAGAGAUGUGUAAAGAUCUUUUCGAGCAUGUAGACAAGCCCAUAAAAAUGGCAUUAAAUGCGGCUGCCAUGACUAUGAACGAUAUCGAGUCAGUCAUUCUAAUGGGUGGUGCAACAAGAAUACCAAAAGUUCAAGAUAUUUUGAUCAAGACGACCGGAAAAAAAGAACUUGGCAAGAACAUCAACACAGAUGAAGCAGCAGCUUUAGGUGCUGUGUACAAGGCCGCUGAUCUAACUGCUGGCUUCAAAGUAAAAAGGUUUAUCGUCAAAGAUUUGAAUAUGUAUCCAAUUGAUGUUGAAUUUGAUCGUGCUGGCAACGACGAGUCGGUAAGAAGAAUAACAAGGAACUUGUACCAUCGCUUGAAUCCUCUGCCACAAAAGAAAAUUAUGACGUUCAAUAAAAAGCCAAAGGAUUUUGAUUUUCAUGUAAAGUAUGGGGAUCUGACAUUUCUUUCGAAUGAACUUGUAAGUCACUUAACGCUGGGUGGACUCUGUAACGUCAAAUUAUCUGGCGUUGAGACUGCUCAUGAGAAAAACGUAAAAGCUACACCCAAAGGCGUAAAAGCAUUUUUUAAUUUGGAUGAAAGUGGUAUACUACGCCUAGAGAAAGUGGAAGCACACUUCGAAAAAUCACCAGAACUUGUCGAGGAAGAAUCACAGUCUACAUUUUCAAAACUUGGUUCAAAAUUAUCCAGUUUUUUUGGCUCUUCAAAGUCCGAAGACGAAACCGUUGAGACUGCUAAGGAAACCAGCAGUGAUGAAAAAGCUGAAAAGAAAGACACGAAGGAGGAAGAAUCAAAAAAGACAGAAGAAAAACCAACCGAAAAACCAAAAGAAUCGAAUGUUACUAAAGUUGCAGCCAACGAAACUGCAAGCAAUAAAACCGAAGAGACGAAGCCCACCAAACCUGUUGUUGCAAAGGAAGAACUUACCUUUGCUCAUGUUAGCAUUGAUUUACCACGCCUCAAAAAAGAAAGUUUUGAUGCUUCUGUUAAAAGGUUAAACGAAUUGGAAGCACGUGAUCAGGCAAAGUUUGCCACCGAGAAAGCUAGAAAUAGUUUAGAAAGUUACAUUUUUGAAUUCAAAAACAUGCUUGAUGAAGAUAGUUUUCAAGAAAUAUCUACCAAGGAGGAGCGCACGAAACUGCAAGAAACCUUUUCCGCGGCAUCAGAUUGGCUGGAUGAAGAAGGCUUUGACGCUGAUGAGACGGUUUUAGUUAAAAAACUGAAAAAUUUGAAGGAAGCCGCUCAAGAUAUCCAAUUCCGGAAAGACGAAAGUGUUGAACGACCGAAGGCUAUUGCAUCUUUGCUGCAGAGCUUGAAUUUAACUUCCGUAUUUUUUGACUCGAUUAAGUCUAUACCUGAUAGCAAAGAAAUAUAUAGCGAAAAAGACAUUAAAGAUAUGGAGAAGAUCACAAGCGAGGCGAGGGAGUGGCUGAUGACAACUUGGAAGAAACAAAACGAAACGAGCCUUGCUGUGAAGCCGGUUUUGCUCAGCAAAGAUAUUUUAUACCAGCAAGGAAAAGUCGACCGUGAAAUGAUGUAUCUUAUCAAUAAAGCAAAAUAUUACGUACCGAAGCCGAAACCCAAAGCAAACAGUACCACCUUAAACGCAACUCAGACAAAUGGCACGAAAAGCGAAACGAAUAAAACUGAAACAGCAGAACCCGUUAAAGAUGGAAACACCACAAAAGAUAAAAAAGCCAACAAAGAAGGACCCAAAGAAAAACCAGCUAAAGGAUCUGGGGAAGAAAAACUAGAAAUAAGAGAAGGGUCUGGGAACCAGCGACGUGAUGAAAAAGAGCAAUUGAAAACUGAUAAGAAACCAACUGGGGAAGAUCAUCAUGAACCUGACGAUGAACUCUAGCAGUUCUCAAAAGAUUAGGAUUUCAAUUUUUAGGCUGUUACAAAAUAUUUUUCAGGCGUAUUUCAUUCUCACGUUCGAUGUACCUUCCUUUCCUUUAUUUCCAAUAUCGCAAAAAUAACAUUCCUUUGCAAGUUGAACUAUCGUAAAUUUAUAAUAUUUAUGUUUGAAUUAAAAUAAAACAUAGUAUUAAGAAUAUAAAGCUAAAAUAACUUUUUGAAUAUAUUGUAUUCUUAACGUAAAA